Perca flavescens (yellow perch) is the source of this 3722-nucleotide messenger RNA. RefSeq names its product regulator of microtubule dynamics 3 (gene rmdn3). Gene Ontology annotation, molecular function: microtubule binding. The record is from RefSeq and is a predicted model, not a curated record. Gene Ontology annotation, cellular component: mitochondrion; cytoplasm; spindle microtubule. Bases 508 to 2085 code for a protein of 525 amino acids. The transcript has 13 exons. Lineage: Eukaryota; Metazoa; Chordata; Actinopteri; Perciformes; Percidae.
GUUACCAUGCACUAACCUCGUUGACAUCAGUGGGUGCUGCGUGCUGCCGAUGUGACGUUGGUUACGUUACAUUUUUAUAGCAUCAUUGCAGGCAGCUAGCCGACAUUUGCACACCUUGAUAUGAUGCAAACAGACCGUUUUUUAAUUGUAUUUUAUUUUUAUCGUUAAGCUUUAAAACGUGUCGUCUACGUACAACUAGGUGAGGUCUCAAGGGAAAAUAUUAACAGUUGCGUCAAGCUUAUAACAAGUUGUCAGCGUUAUUAGCUAUUAAACGAUGAUAGUGAAAGGCUAAUGGGAUUAGGCUAACGUGCUAGCAGUGAGCGUGCCCCAUGUCAACACAUUAUUUUCGGAACUAAAAUAAUUUACGUCAAGAGGGUGAAGGCAUGUCGUUGGCAUCCUGAGGUACAUUACAGACAGUCAUGGUUGGUGGUAAAUGAAAGCGGCACUUGUGAGUUAACCAACAUUAACGCUAGUUAUAAACGACCUGCGUCUGCGGAGUGUGGAGAAAUGACCACGCCGCUCGGGAGGAACGGGUUAAUCGGGCUUGCUGUCGGAGCUACAGCCGGUUGUGGCUUGAUUGCCUUCAUAAUCUACAAGGAGAUCGUUAGGAGAAGAUCCCAGAGACUGGUGCUGGAGGCCCGGCCAGCUUCCCGGCUGUUUGACGGGGUGGAUAAAGCCGUGCUGCUGCAGGAUGCCAUGGAUGCACAGGAGGUGGAGGCCCAGCAGCAGGCUCUGGCAGCGGUGGAGGCUGUGGUGCAGGGCCUGUCCCCGGAGCAACAGCUGGAGUUUAGGAACCAGCUGGACGAUGUGCUGACCUGCGUGGCCUCACUGCGCUCAGAGGUGGCUGAGCUGAGGGGCGGCCUGCAAGACAUCGCCCAGCAGAUUAUCCAGGAUGUCAAUUACGUUGGACCCACAAAAGAUGAAGGUGGGGAGAGUCCAAAAGCAACACCCGGCAGCCAUCCUAUUGAUGUAGGCGUAUCCUCAGCCGGUAUCUCCAGGGCCGCGAAAAAGGGAGUGGAGGACAGUCAGCGGGUACGUCGGCGGCGCCAUUUCAUCCACCGGGAACGCAAUGACUCCACCGGCUCCAGCUCCAUCUACUUCACUGCCAGCCAGGGCGUGGCCAGCACGUAUGAAACCACCAGCGAAGGAGGGUACUCGACGGCCUACGCUGAGUCCGACUACACCGAUCGUGACACAGACAAAGAGGAGGGUGAGCAGGAGCCUGAACAGGAGUCCGAGGAAGAGGAGGAAAGGAGCUGUGCCACUGUCCUCACCAUUCGCCAGGAAGACUCCCAGGAAGAAGAAGUGGAGGAGGAGGAUGAGGAAGAGGAGGAAGAUAAGGGGAGGCUUCAACUGGUGACUGAAGUUCCCAGUGGGGAGCUGGCUCUCCUCCUGGCUCAGAGUGACAUCCUCCACACAGGAGACGCCAGUUUAAAGGCAGAGGGCUUUCGCCUGCUGCUAGACAACCGAGCAGAGUAUGGAGACAGCAGGGAGUUUCUAUGGCGACUGGCUCGGGCAUACAGGGAUAUGUAUGAAUCCACAGAGGAUAAACAAGAGAAGAAGACCUACGCACAACAAGGUCGAGAGGAGGCCGAGCUGGCCCUGAAGAAGAACGGCCUGAAUGCCGAGUGUCACAAAUGGUUUGCUGUGCUGACAGAACUGACCUCCCAGCAUGAUAGCAUGCAUAGCAAACUGAAGAGCAGCCAUAUAUUAAAGGAGCAUCUGGACCGUGCACUCGCCCUCAGAGAUGAUGACCCCAUGUGUUUCUACCUGCUUGGCAGAUGGUGCUAUGAGGUAGCCACUCUGGACUGGUUGGAACAGAAGGCAGCGGCUGCCCUCUACCAGAGCCCCCCCACCUCCACACUGCAUGACGCGCUUGAGAACUUUCUCAAGGCAGAGGAACUCAGCCCAGGUUUCUCCAAGACCGUGAGACUUUACAUCGCACAGUGUCACAGGAAGCUGGGAAACAUCUCUGAGGCCACAAACUGGACUGAGCUGGCUCUGAAGAUGCCCACAAACUCUAAUUAUGAUGAAACGACUAAACUGGAGGCUCAGCUUCGAGUCUUAACUGACAGAAAAACCUGAAAUUCUUUGUUCCUGAGAUCCAUCAGAUGAAGCCACUCAGCCGAUGGCACUGAUUGGCUAGUCAGGCCGCCAAUCCGUGUCCAUCCAAUCGGCUUUUUUUUUUCUUUUCCUUUGUUGGUGGAUAUCUACAUACUGUCACUGUGAAAUGGAGUUUAUUGAUAUGAUUGUAUAUUUAUUUUCUUUAAUAUUGCUUAAUUGAGUCAAGAUUGCUUUAAGUAGUACAUAUUUUAAUGUAUAUGGUAUAUUUUAAAGGUAUAAUAUGUAGGGGCCAGACAUACAGAGAAGAGAGAGCGCAGGGGUUGAGCGAGCUAGAGAGUGAAUGAAGAGAGGGAGCGACCAAAGCAGACAUCGGGAAUAAAAUGCUCUUCUCUCAUUGGCUCACAUCGGUUAUGUCCUAAAGCAUAAAUAAACGCACACCGUCGCGUGGUAAAACACAGGACUCUGACCCAGGAGAGCCAGGAUCGCGUCCCGCCUGUGGCAAUCUUCAACUGCGUAUUUUUUUUUUUUUUUUUUUUUUAGCCUUUCCCAAUGUUUCUUUCCUAAACCCAACCGUUUGUUUUCCUAAGCGUGUUGGGGGCUAACGAUUAUUGGAAAUGAGAAUGCCGUUAUUGGGGUUACACACCCACGGGGGGGCCCAGCGGCUCUCUGCACACGCCCAGAAACGUCCCGCCACUCCAAAGUAAGAGAGAGAGAAAAAAAGAGAGAAAAUCCAGGCCGAGUCUCUGUAGAUAGACACCACCAUGUUUCUAAUGGGUCAGAACUGAUGAUUAAGAGGGAUUACUUUUCUGUUGCCUUUAAAAUGCUUUUAAAGGCAAGCAUUGCAUAAUAUACAUUUUAAUGUUUUUACUAAUAAUCUGCAAUUAAACAAGUAGGUUUUGUUUUUUAGCACCAUAUUCUUAAUUUAACAUGCAAAAUUGCAAAAUUACAAAAAUAAUCAUUGUCACUUCGCUUCAGUGGUUUCCGGUCAUGUAGAUGGCUUUGGUUUAAUUUCUUGAAAAUGCAUUCUGAGACAAAGUUUUUUUAAUUUUAGCACCACCACACUGCAUAUGUUCUGACUGACUGAUAAAUGUGAUGAGUUAUCGGGAAUCAGAGCUGCUAAUCCAGUUUGAUCAGUAAUGUUUUAAGGGGGUUUAUCACUGUCAAAUUAUUUGUAUUUUAUUACAAAUUUAUUCUAUAUUGUUCUGCUGGGUCCUUCUCAGUUGCUUUUGGACAGAGGUUUUGUGGAUUUAAAUGACACUUCAUUAACGUAAAUGUAGUAAUAUUGUAGUAUUUGGAUCACAAUCUCAACCAUGAAACAUUUUAUUCUAGUUAAGAUCAGAUCUCCCUUCCCCCCCUCAGGUUGUGACUGAAAAAUGCUAAUUUUUGAUGUGUACCUAAUUUUCCUUUGAGUGCAUUUGCUGCCUUUGAACUUUGAGUAUUUUUACAUUCCUUUAAUUUUCUAAAGUUUGUGAUGAAACAUGACUUUAAUGGCACCUUCUAUUUUAAUGUAUCCUUGUUGAGGUUAAUUAUGCAGUCAGCGCUGUUAAAAAAAAAUACAGUGGAUUGGUUUCGGAUCCCGCAAUGAAGUUAAUAUGCAUUGAAGUGACACAUGGAUAACAUUGAAUAAAAUUAUUUUGUGCUUGUCUUGUAAACUUGUA